CCCGUUGGUAAAAUACAGUGAUAUGAUUGUGUUGGUGUGAUGUGUUCAUCGUCGUAAAGUCGUAAUCGUAAUUUUUAAUUUUAGAUUGGAUCACUUGUGAAAUCGUAGACAUUGUUUACAAUGGCGACGUCCAGUGAAACGUCGGAACAAAACGUGAAAUCCAGGCGACCUGCAGAAUCUGCCUUUAAACAGCAACGUUUGCCUGCCUGGCAGCCUAUUCUUACUGCGGGAACAGUCCUGCCAACGUUUUUUGUAAUCGGCAUUGCGUUUAUUCCCGUUGGAAUAGGCUUACUCUACUUUUCUGAUGAGGUAAAAGAACAUGUGAUAGACUACACACAAUGUUUGAAAGAAGGAGAAAACAUAACAUGUGCGGACUAUAUCAAACGGACUGCUAUGGAACAUUGCACUUGCCGCCUGCCAUUCAACCUGACAGAGGACUUCAAGGGAGAUGUCUACUUUUACUAUGGACUUAGCAACUACUAUCAAAAUCAUCGACGAUAUGUCAAGUCAAGAGAUGACAGCCAGCUGCUGGGCCGCCUGUCGCCGGUGCCUUCUACCGACUGCUUGCCGUACGCAUUUGCUAUGGAAGAUGGGGUUGAGAAACCUGUGGCCCCGUGUGGUGCUAUAGCUAACUCUCUAUUCAAUGAUACGCUGACGGUAUUCUCCCACAUCUCGAACUCAAACGUGCCGGUGCUGCGCACAGGGAUCGCUUGGGAGUCUGACAAGCAAAUCAAGUUUAGGAACCCUCCCGGAGAUCUUAAAACAGCAUUCGCAAAUUUCACCAAGCCUGAAAAUUGGCGAGUCAAUGUCUGGGAGUUGGACCCUAACGACACUGAAAACAAUGGAUUCCAGAACGAGGACCUGAUAGUGUGGAUGCGCACGGCGGCGCUGCCCACGUUCCGCAAGCUGUACCGGCGCGUCGACCACAAGGAGCUCGGGUACAGCACCGGACUCGCCAAGGGAUCCUACGAACUCAUCGUAGACUACAACUACCCGGUGACUGACUUCGACGGUACCAAGUCGUUCAUAAUAUCGACGACCUCCUUGCUGGGGGGAAAGAAUCCGUUCUUGGGCGUGGCCUACGUCGUGGUGGGCACUUUGUGCUUACUGCUGGGCAUCGUGCUUCUCGUCAUACAUGUCAAGUGCUCCAAGAGCACCACCGAGAUGAUCAACGUGAACCCGCGCACGCCAUACUCGUAAACCGUGACGUCAUCAGGUGACUUAUCGUUAUGAGAUUAUUUAUAAUUACAUUAUCUUUCCAAAAUACCAAAUAAACAGUAAACACUGUUAAUUUAUGAUUAUUUUCUACUAAAAUUCCAAAUUACUACUCUCGAUCAAAACUCGCUAUUGUUUUUUAAAAUCGAUAUUUUAUCGAUAGUGUAUAUCGAUAGCGCAUGUCAUCACCGUCUGUGUAAAUUUAUCGAAUAUUGAAUUCAAAGUUGUUCAAUCUUUUUGGUAAUAUAAGCCAAUAUAUGUAUGUUUUUUGUAUAUUUGAUUGCAUUAAAGGGAAAACAAAGUUAUCUUAACAUAUAUUAUCAAGAUAUUUCAAUUAAACUUAUCAAUGCACGAUUAUAUGAUUGCAGGACGUAUACUAAUGCUGUUUUAAAACAGUAUUUUUAUAAUAGGUCCCAUAAUACCAAUUUAAUCUUAUUGCGGAAUAUCGAUAUGUUAUCUGGACUACUAGACUACGCGAUCUCUGGACCAAUUCCUUGCUUAGUCAAAGUAUUUUUGACCUUCUCAGUAAGAACACAGAGUCCUGAAUUAAACGAAUGUUUUGUGAUUGAGUAUUAUCGACACGCAAACAUCCUUUGUAAUAUUUGACAACUCGAAUCGUUAAGUUGCCUUUAACGAUAACAGUUGUCAAAAUUAAAGGUUUUAAAUUUUACUUGAAUGCAAUCAGAUAUAAAUAUAUAUUAAACUUGCCUGAAUCGAGUCUAUAAAUAAUGUAGAAUGCAUUAGGUAUUUUUAUAUGUGAUAAACUAUUGUUAUGAUUUCGUUAAUUUUAUGCAAUAUUAAUGUUAUUUAAUUUAGAAAGGUAUGUUAGUUGUGUUGUAGAGAAUAACAAAAUACAUAGACAUGUUUAGUAUUUAUAAAUAAUGUGUUUAUAGUACAUUCUUCUUUUAUAACCGUCGUAUUCAGAGACAGUUAAUGGUUAUUUAACCCAAUACUUAGUAACUUACUGCCACCCUCAGAGACAUUUAAUGAUUACUUAAACUAUUAUUUAGUAACGAUUUUGUUUUGAAAACAAUUGCUAAGGAGUGGGUUUAUGUAACCAUUAAAUAAGUCUGAGUACCUACGGCACUUCGGAACAAAACCGUUACUAAGGAAUAGUUGUAAGUAAUCAGUAAAUGUGUCUGAGUACGACCGUAAGCCGUGACAUCAUGACAUCAGACAAGGGAGAAUGGAAGAUAAACACAUGGCUUCUAUUUUUCCUGUGUAAUACGAUCCGGGUCUUUUCAAGGUCAGAGUAAAUAGGUACUAUCUAAGUCUGUGUGCUCCAUCUUCGGCCACGUCUUCGCUUCGGUUUGGCAAAAAGCGGGUUGGUGGCCAAACGCAGACUUAUAAAAGCUAAAAAUAACAUGUCUUUCUGCUGACUCCAGGUAACUUAGAAUAAAGCUAGGUUGAAAAUUAUUUUACCCUUUCAAGGGGAAGAUCCCUUACAAACGACCUUAAUAUAGGGUACAACAAAAAGAUUACAAAAUUACCAUUAUCAGCAGAUCGUUGCAAAAUCUUGUUAUUUUAUCAAAGAACAGUAAAUUUGUAUGUUAUCAAUAUUUAUACCAAUGUAAUUGCCACUUUGAUAAAUCUCUGAUAACAUUCUUACAAUUCGUCAACUGAUUAGUGUUUUUUUUUAAUAUUUGUGAGUUUUUUUUGUUGUGUAGCUGGCAUGAUAAUUGUGAUUUUUUCAGCUAAUUUGAUAAUGGAACUUUAAUUUGAGUACUUAAAUAAUUUUCGCCAAGUUAUUAAAGGGUCAUUAUGUUUAUUUUUUUUUUUGUAAAAUGCUUCCAAUACCUGUCAAAGUCAAAUCAUUUAUUCCAUUUAAAUUAGAAAUAGGCACUUUUGAAAUGUCAACAAAUAAAUAAAGUCUGUCAGUCUGUCCAUCAGUGAAGCUAGGUGCUCGUUCCAAAGUGUAGCUUCUAAUGGAGAAGAACGAGAAAGAAACUCCAUUCAUUACUCUUUUAAAAAGUCCAGGAAGUCCUAGUUUUGGUUCUAGGUCGGGCAAAACAAGUCCUAAGAAUAUAUUUUUUUGUUUAUUAAACAAAAUAAAGUUACCUUCAUUUAUGUUUAAAUACAUAUACACUUGUGCCAAUUACUAACUGUGGCUAUCUCAGAAUAAAAGAAGACGAUCUAUGUAAUAUAUAUUUUCUAUCUUGAAAUGUCGUUUAAAACUACCAGUUACAGGUCAAACCUUUAACUUUAAGGAUUCUAAAGAAUAUUUAUGUACUAUGCCGGAGUAAAUAGAUAUUGUACGGAGUCGCGUUUUGUGAUACAUAGCGAAAUAUUUCAGAAAAACAAAUGAAAAUGGAUGGAGUACGAAUUCGUGUUCCAACUCUAUUAAAAUUUUUGUUUAUAAAUCUUUAUGAUUUUAUUUUAAAAAAAAUAUUUAUAUAUUAAAACUACAAACAUAUCAUAUAUAUCCUAUAAUAAAAAAUACAGUCGAUUUGAGAACCUUUACAUUUUAUACAAGUCGGUUUAAAAUCACUCAGUGGAAAUAUUUUUGUCUUUUCAACAUAGGCUCCGUACAAUAUCUCUAUUACUUCAAUAUAUAUUUUAGUUUAGUUAAAAAGUGCCUUUAUAUUAUAUUAUACUAUAAUUAGAUGCUUUGUAUCUCUCUGUCGCUACUUAUAGUACUGUAUCUCACGUUUAAGUAUUAUGCUAUUUAUUAAUGUAAGGGUCGGUUAUAGCUGCGUGAAUGCUAUGUUUUAUUAAUAUACAUAUAAACCUUCCUCUUGAAUCACUCUAUCUAAUUAGUAAAACCGCUUCAAAAUCUGUUGCGUAGUUUUAAAGAUUUAAGCAUAUAUGGGGACAGACAUUGAAAAUUGACUAUGUUUUAUGUAAUGUAUUGAUGAUGUUCCAAUAACAGCCCAAGUUUAGAAGUUCGCUAUAUUUCUGACAUAAUAACCAAUGUGUUUUCUAAGAUUUAAACUUUAUUACAAAAGCGUAUGGUUGAAGUUCUAUUAAAGAAAUUCACAAUUGUAAUCGUUAACAGGGGCUGCACUUGCUUGCAUUAAUUUAAAACAUGCAUUCUUACACAACAAUUAAACAAUAUAAUACAAAGAUAUAUUUUAUCAAUAAAAUGUAGCAUUUACGUAGCUGUUUAUAAAAUAAUAAUUAUUACUUACUAUCAUGAAAUUCAUCACAUUCUGAUUAUUUUUUAAUGAAGGAAAUGCUUGCACUUUUUAAUAUUUGUAUGUUUUCCCGUCUCAUAUUGGUAACCGGGUCUAUAUAUGUGUAAGAUACCGGGUAGGUACUUAAUUUUACAUAGCUUCGUUGGGUGGGUGUGUUCAAUCCGCGUAAGAAGGUCACAGACUCGGAAGUCUCCGGAGCUGCGGACUACCUAGCGGGUUUACCGGAACUCCGGUUCGAAAGGCAGGAGUAGGAACGGGGUGGUUUUUAGUCAGUAAGAGUCUGACACUCCCUCUCGCCUCGCCUAAGGCGAGAGAAGUCAUUGGAUGACACUACCUUAAAAAAAGGACUCGGUAGUCUGACAAAUUAAAUAAGGUGUUGGAAUGUUUUUAAAAUACCCGGUGUUUGCCAGAUUAUAUGGAGACUAUACAGUAUACAACACAUUAUAACAUCGGUUUAUUGCAAGAAGUCAUUAUGUGACUUAUUCACUAUUCUGAGAUAAACGGUAUUUUAGUUUGAAUUAGGUAUUGGUUGGUUGUUGAUUUGCCCAUAUUAUCCUAAAUAUAACUACGUUGAUGAAAUUUGUUUUUGCAUUUUGUAGAAUGUGUCAAAAUAAGUCCACUAUAGAUAAAAACGUAUUGAUUUUUUGCAGUAAGCCGAUGAUAAUAUCCAUGGAAAACUAUAUAUUGACUUCUUAAACCGGUACGUUUACACAUUUUUUAGAAAAUUUGGUUAACUUUUAAGUUAUUUCACGUUUCUAAGCCUAUGUAAUGAACAAUGCAUUUAAUUCGCUUCACAUAUUUUGUACUCCACUUGUCUAAUACUAUAUUUAAAUAAUAAUCUUACCUUUGUAUGGAAGCACGAAAAUUUUUAAUGUGAAUCUAGAAUUAGUUGAAUAAAUGUUUAGAAAAUA
Spodoptera frugiperda (fall armyworm) is the source of this 5260-nucleotide messenger RNA. It is a transcript of the gene CDC50, whose product is annotated as cell cycle control protein 50A. Gene Ontology annotation, cellular component: Golgi apparatus; plasma membrane; endoplasmic reticulum. The record is from RefSeq and is a predicted model, not a curated record. NCBI's taxonomy places the organism in Eukaryota, Metazoa, Arthropoda, Insecta, Lepidoptera, Noctuidae. Bases 121 to 1200 code for a protein of 359 amino acids. The transcript has 9 exons.